AUGCCCGAGUUUUGGCUGGCAGGGGGAGAAGGAAAAGGUGCUGCUAACAUUUGUCUGGCCCUCAGGAAGCUGAGAGGCACCGUGUUCUUCUUGCUUCGCUUUGCAGCCAGAAGGCCAGGAUCAUCUCAAACAGCCUACCCAGAAGACCCAGCAAAGUUUGUGGAGGAUGAGGAAAAUUCUAAGCUGAGACAUGUAGAAAAAGAUGUUUUGAUUCCACAAAUAAUGAGGGAGCGAGCCAAGGAGCUGUGUUCAGAUGAAGUGCGAGCAUUUACUAAAUGCUGUCAAGAAACUGGUCUUCUUAUGGUGGUGAAGUGUCGGCAAGAGAACACGGCACUGAAAGAUUGUCUGGUUGGCUACUAUUCUGAUCCAUUAUUCUAUGAAGAGUGCAAAACAGAAUAUUUGAAGCAAAGAGAAGAAUACAGAGCAACUGGAAUUAAGAAAAAAAGACAGAAGGUUACUUCAAAUGUGUAG
This is a messenger RNA of Balearica regulorum gibbericeps (East African grey crowned-crane), 471 nucleotides long. The record is from RefSeq and is a predicted model, not a curated record. NCBI's taxonomy places the organism in Eukaryota, Metazoa, Chordata, Aves, Gruiformes, Gruidae.